Messenger RNA from Caenorhabditis elegans, 1084 nucleotides. RefSeq lists its product as uncharacterized. The record is from RefSeq and is marked reviewed. The transcript has 6 exons. Lineage: Eukaryota; Metazoa; Nematoda; Chromadorea; Rhabditida; Rhabditidae. The coding region runs from base 1 to 660 and encodes 219 amino acids.
AUGGCUUCAGUUGCCAUCUCGUCGCCCCCGCUAUCGCCACUUGGAAAUAAUAAGGAUAAACGAGUAUCAUUCGGCGAUGAUCACACAUUUGUAUACGAGAAGGAGGACGAUGCGACGCCGUUAGUGCCAAGGCAGCCGUUUACCGAACCAGACGCUCCAGUGAGCCGAGUAGUCGUCACAUCGGAUACCGUAAUACCUGAAGCUCCGUCACCGAUCCCGCCGCCGGCACAAUUUGAGGAAGUUCGGAGAGUCGCGGUGUCACCACCAUUACCUUCUAAAAAAAUGACCGACGCUGAAAAUCCGUUCCGACCUGAGGAGAUACUGUAUCACGAGGUUGACCCAAUUGUCGAACAAUACCUGCACAAACCAUUUCCGCCGAGCAGGCCAGGCUCCGCACAGAAUACACCCACAAAACAGCAGCAUUUCACACAGGCAGCCACACCACCACCAACAAAUCACGAAUCACCAUUAUAUCUUCAAAAUGGGUUAAGCAAAGAGCAAUUGGUGCAGAAUGAGAAAAAUGAGCACGGAAAUCAUUCGGAGCCACUUCUAGCUGAACACAAUAGAAAUGAGGAAUAUGUCGAGGAUCUUCCCCCAGCUGGCAAAGUCGAAUUAAUACAUGUAAAGAAGAAGAAGUGCGGAUGUUGCUCAGUACAGUAACCUGAGUGGCUCCGCCCAAUUUAAUUCCCCCCGCUAGCCCCGCCCACUCUAUUAAGUCCCGCCCCCACUUUUUUCCCGAUCAAAUUGAAAUAAAUCAACGAAUUUCUUCAAAAAUAUCCCAAACUAACUUUCGAACAAUUUUUCAUUUUUUUAUAAUUAUGCCCCGCCCACUUCUUGGCUCUACCACCACCCACUCAUAUUUUUUCAUACUGUACCGGUGUCACAACCCUACCGUAAUUCGUAUAAUCUGCUUGGCUUUUUUCCAUCUAGACCACCGCCCACUUUUGUCACUGAGCUUUUUUUUACCCAAAAAAAAUUUCGAAAAACUUCCCCUAACCAAUCUAAGUCCCCGCCCCCACUUUUUUACAAACUUUGUAUUUUUUUGUUUUUUAAAAGUUUUUUUGGUAAAAGUUUUUUUUCUGAA